Molecule: messenger RNA, 2425 nt
Organism: Lemur catta (Ring-tailed lemur)
Lineage: Eukaryota; Metazoa; Chordata; Mammalia; Primates; Lemuridae
Gene: FBXO3
Product: F-box protein 3
Exons: 11
Coding region: 39-1454 (471 amino acids)
Molecular function (GO): protein binding
Source: RefSeq, a predicted model, not a curated record
GGGCCGGGGCGGGACCGGACCUCACCGGGCCAGGCAAGAUGGCGACCAUGGAGACCGAGUCGACACCGCUGACCCUAGAAUCGCUCCCUACCGAUCCACUGCUCCUCAUCUUAUCCUUCUUGGACUACCGGGACCUAAUCAAUUGUUGCUAUGUCAGUCGAAGACUUAGCCAGCUAUCAAGUCAUGAUCCUCUGUGGAGAAGACAUUGCAAAAAAUACUGGCUGAUAUCUGAGGAAGAGAAAACACAGAAGAAUCAGUGUUGGAAAUCUCUCUUCAUAGACACUUACUCUGAUGUAGGAAGAUACAUUGACCAUUAUGCUGCUAUUAAAAAGGCUUGGGAUGAUCUCAAGAAAUAUUUGGAGCCCAGGUGUCCUCGGAUGGUUUUAUCUCUGAAAGAAGGUGCUCGAGAGGAAGACCUAGAUGCUGUGGAAGCUCAGAUCGGUUGUAAGCUUCCUGAUGAUUAUCGAUGUUCAUAUCGUAUCCACAACGGGCAGAAGUUAGUGGUUCCUGGGUUGUUGGGAAGUAUGGCACUGUCUAAUCACUAUCGUUCUGAAGAUUUGUUAGACGUCGAUACAGCUGCCGGAGGAUUCCAGCAGAGACAGGGACUGAAAUACUGUCUCCCUUUAACUUUUUGCAUACAUACUGGUUUGAGUCAGUACAUAGCAGUGGAAGCUGCAGAGGGUCGAAAUAAAAAUGAAGUUUUCUACCAAUGUCCAGACCAAAUGGCUCGGAAUCCAGCUGCUAUUGACAUGUUUAUCAUAGGUGCUACUUUUACUGACUGGUUUACCUCUUACGUCAACAAUGUUGUAUCAGGUGGCUUUCCUAUCAUCAGAGACCAAAUUUUCAGAUAUGUUCAUGAUCCAGAGUGUGUAGCAACGACUGGAGAUAUUACUGUUUCAGUUUCCACAUCAUUUCUGCCAGAACUUAGCUCUGUACAUCCACCCCACUAUUUCUUCACGUACCGAAUCAGGAUUGAAAUGUCAAAGGAUGCACUUCCUGAGAAGGCAUGUCAGUUGGACAGUCGCUAUUGGAGAAUAACAAAUGCUAAAGGUGAUGUAGAAGAAGUUCAAGGACCUGGAGUAGUUGGUGAAUUUCCGAUCAUCAGCCCAGGUCGAGUAUAUGAAUACACAAGCUGUACCACAUUCUCUACAACAUCAGGAUAUAUGGAAGGGUAUUAUACCUUCCAUUUUCUUUACUUUAAAGACAAGAUCUUUAAUGUUGCCAUUCCCCGAUUCCAUAUGGCAUGUCCAACAUUCAGGGUGUCUAUAGCCCGAUUGGAAAUGGGUCCUGAUGAAUAUGAAGAGAUGGAAGAAGAAGAGGAGGAGGAGGAGGAAGAAGAUGAUGAGGAUGAUUCGGCAGAUAUGGAUGAAUCAGAUGAGGAUGAUGAGGAAGAGAGACGGAGGAGAGUCUUUGAUGUUCCCAUUCGCAGACGACGCUGCUCACGCCUUUUUUAGCAAGGCUCCUGCUAAUGGAAGCACCGAGAUGAUUCUAGUCUGUUAAACAGAUUUCUCAAUAAUGUAAAUAACUAAAUUGUUUGCAGCAUAUAGCAGGAAAACUAGCAUGAUAUAUUGUUUGAGGCCCUGGGUUCUAUGUGACAUUACAUUUGAAAUUGGAUUGUUUUGGUUUGCUUUGUGUUUUUGAAGUAGAAGAGGAAAUGAGAAUCUUUUUUUUCUCUUCCAGGAGUCAGUGGAGGAAUAGUUCUCUAGCUAAGGAAUAGACAUUUCUUUGUUUUAAAAUAUUUUAUACUUAUAAAAAUGUAGAAAUGGAGAGGGAAUUGUUUUGAGUGAGGAUUUAAAAUGUAGCAGAAAUACCUACGCAAGAAUAGAGAGAAACUGUGACUGAAUGAUUCUGUGAAAAGACUUCUUGCAGUUGUAAGCUAUUUAGAAAUAAACAAAAUUUGUAACUAGACUAAUCCAUUUAGUGAUUCCUAAUAUUUUGUACUCACAGGGAACUAACUGACUAACUUGACUGCUAGUGGUUUGUCCUUUCUUAGACAAUCUAUCCUUGACUUUAAAGUGUUUAUCACUAAGACCUUGAAUCUAAAUUUUUUGUCACCACACCCUUGAACUUAAUUUAAAGUUUUCAACACAAUGACCUUUAAUUCAAAUCUUCAACUCUUUGGCCUUUAUCAUAUUAUUCACAGAUGCAUCAUUUUUGAAAUGUAGUGUGUAAAAGUAUGUAGUGUGUUGCUUAACAAAAGAUUCUUCACUAUGUCUCACGUAGUCUAAAUUUGUAAAUACCUCUUCUGUUUUGGUUCUGCUUUAUACACUUGACUGUCUAACUUUAUGAUAAGUGACAUGAAUUUUAUGUUAGGAUUAAGUAUGUUUUCCUGAAACAUGGGUUUUUUUGUAAUUAUAUAAUUGAGAGUUAAGAAUGACAUCCUUCAAGUGUUAAAAACUCACAUUUUAAAAGCAAAUUUUGGUUC